AUCAUACAAUAUCAUACGUUCUUUCCUAUCUGAAUCAAUUGCAAAAAUGUCUAGUGAUCAGCAGAAAUCACACGAAGAUGAACGCGCAGGAGCAGAAAUUGUAUACGGAGCUGAAGAAUGCUACCGCCAUUCAGUAGAAAUGUUACAAGAUUUAGGAUUUCCGAAAGGAGUCCUUCCUCUUAAAGAUCUUGAAGAAUGUGGACACGUUCGUGAAACUGGAUUUGUGUGGAUGAAACAAAAGGCCCCGUACGAGCAUUAUUUUACUGCAACAAAAACUCUUGUAAGCUAUGCUAUUGAGGUAACUGCAUAUGUGGAGAAAUGUAAGAUGAAAAAAAUGACUGGUGUUAAGAGUAAGCAACUAUUUCUUUGGGUGCCAAUUGUUGAAAUGAGCAUUGAAGAUCCUGCUUCAAAAAAGAUUUAUUUCAAGACUCCUAUGGGAAUUGGAAAGACUUUUCCUAUUACUGCUUUUAUGAGUGAGGAGGAAAAGCAAAAGUACUUAGAGAAAGCCAAUGAGUAGUACUACAAUAUUUCCCUUUACUUGGGACAGAGCUUGAAGUUUUUUUUUCUUUCAAUUUUCUUGCACACAAACAUGCUACUAUACUUAAGAAGAAUGAUAUCUUCAUGAACUGAGUAAUCCCUAUUUUACAUGUUGGUUCCAAUAUCAUUAGUCAUCAAAUAAGCAGUUGCUUAGUUACUUGUAUUUUAA
Nicotiana tabacum (common tobacco) is the source of this 706-nucleotide messenger RNA. RefSeq lists its product as uncharacterized. The record is from RefSeq and is a predicted model, not a curated record. NCBI's taxonomy places the organism in Eukaryota, Viridiplantae, Streptophyta, Magnoliopsida, Solanales, Solanaceae.